Owenia fusiformis is the source of this 702-nucleotide messenger RNA. Lineage: Eukaryota; Metazoa; Annelida; Polychaeta; Sabellida; Oweniidae. The record is from the annotation of a GenBank genome assembly.
AUUCCAGGUUGUCAAAAGUUAGCCAAAGAAUUGCUUACUCACCGAGAAAAGAAAGAGCUCUGAAAAUCUACACAGAUGAUACUCCCAACAGGACAAACGCUGAUGUAGACUAAGGGCUACAUAUAAGGCUAAGGAAAUAUAUUCUUUUGGUUUGAAAUGCAGCUAGGAGUCUCAAUAAGUUCCUUAUGAUUGGGAACUAUUUUGUAAUAAACUAUACCCAUUUAUCAUUAAAGUUGGGGAGGAGAUUGCAAGGAAUAUCUUCCUCUAAGAUGCCAAAGAUUCAUGAUGAUCUUAUCAAAAGUAACAAGCUACCAGGAUUCAAGUUCUCCAAAUAUUGUAGUGUCGCAGAUCAAUCAAUUGAUCUUUCUCAUAUUUAUGGAGUUAUUGAAAACAAGACAAAUGACUUAAGAAUCCAUAACUUAAAUGAGGUUGGAGGAUGUGACCCAAGAAUAUAUUUACUUAGCCUGAGAUGUGAAUUCAGCCAAAAAGUGCCACUAUUUAAAAUAUGUAACUGGAUAAAGUGUUGCUUCAUUAAUAUUAUUGUAGAGGAAAAUAAUUCAGGAAGCGUUUAAAUUGUGAAUUAUUUUUCAAUAACGUAGAAAUAACCAUAUAUCUUCUACCUUGACUGGAACGCUGUAAGUUUUGCCAACUAAGUAGAUGUAUAGUGUGUUCAUUGAAAAUCCUAUUGAUUUAUUGAUUUCA